GGAUGAAGGAAGGAACGUAACGUGUGGUCCGAAUAUAACUAGCGGCUUUUAUUUUAUUUUAACACGUACUAAAGGUUUGCGAACGCAAGGAUUUCUUCACUCCGGCGCCGCAAUAACAAGCGGACAGCCAUGGCGCUAUAGCGGCAGCAGAGGCCUGCGGCUCCCCUCAACACCGGCCAGCGCGAGGCAGCAGCACCCAGCGGCGCUCGCAACACCAGGCUCAGCCAUGGCGCUUCUCAAGGCAUCCCACAGCAGCACUGCUGUUUACGAGAAAGAAAGCUCAGAAUCAUCAUCACCAGUCAAAUUUGUAACCCUACAGGAAGAUGAGUUUGUUAAGCGAAGAGAUGCUGUUGGGGGACUUUCUGUCCCCCUUCAACCAGCCGUUUUUGGCGGCUGAAAAAAGUUUGGGUCUCUUGGAGGAUGAUGUUGAGGUGCCCGGGUACCUCCUAUCGCAAGGGUUCUCCAGUGACAAGGCUAAGGAUGGCGUCUCUGACUUGCUGCCUUAUGUUGAAUCCUUAGGCAGUUUUCAUGGGGACGCCUUCUCCGGCAUGGAUUGGAUGGUGGAAAAGAUGGAUCUGAAAGAAUUUGAUUUAGACUCCCUGUUUGGGUUGGAAGAUCUGGAAUCCACUCUCUCACCAGAUGAGCUAACAUCCACAUUGGAAGACUCGUGUGAUUUCCUGGAGGACCCACCUCAUACAGCAGUGAUUGGUCACUUUGUGCCAUCACCAGAACCUGUCUCUCUUCCAGAGUCCCCACUGGAUGCUGAUCAGGUUGCCCCAGUUAGCCCAGACUUAUCAGAGUCUCUCUCCUCAAGCCCAGACCAUUCCUUUAUCUUGGAUUUAGGUAGUGAGGUAGAUGUUGCAGAGGACGAGAAAAAGUCCUCUGCAACAUAUACUCUUAAAAUGCUUAAGUGUGAGAAGGAAGAUUCCUCUGAUAAUGAUAGUGGAAUCAGCAUGAGCCCCUCUUACUUGGAAUCCCCUCAGCAGAGUCCAUCUGUUGCAGAGUGCUAUAGUAGUCCUCAAUCCUCCCUAGCAUCCCCAGUCUCCGAGAGACCCAAACCUUAUGAUCUUCCCUGUAAGGAUAGAGAUGUGAUGGCAAAGGUGAAAGUAGCUGGAGGGCAGCCCAGAGUAGACAAGAAAAAAAAGAAAAUGGAGCAGAACAAAACAGCAGCCACUCGCUACAGACAGAAGAAAAGAGCAGAGCAAGAGGCAAUAUCUGGAGAGUGCCGAGAACUAGAGGGAAAAAAUGAUUCCCUUAAAGAAAAGGUAGAUUCAUUAACAAAAGAGAUCCAGUAUUUGAAAGAUCUAAUAGCAGAAGUUCGACAGGCCAAAAGCAAACGAGGAAAAAGUUCUUGAAUAGGGAACAAAGCUGGAGCGUGUGUAUGUUGUAUAUAGUUCACUUAACGAAUGUUGUGGAAUGUGUCUACUUAAUAAAUUAUUUUCUAGUUA
This is a messenger RNA of Xenopus laevis (African clawed frog), 1448 nucleotides long. RefSeq names its product activating transcription factor 4 L homeolog (gene atf4.L). Lineage: Eukaryota; Metazoa; Chordata; Amphibia; Anura; Pipidae. The record is from RefSeq and is marked provisional. Gene Ontology annotation, molecular function: DNA-binding transcription factor activity; DNA-binding transcription activator activity, RNA polymerase II-specific; RNA polymerase II transcription regulatory region sequence-specific DNA binding. Gene Ontology annotation, cellular component: nucleus; ATF4-CREB1 transcription factor complex; ATF1-ATF4 transcription factor complex. Gene Ontology annotation, biological process: positive regulation of transcription by RNA polymerase II; regulation of transcription by RNA polymerase II; regulation of apoptotic process.